UGUGCUUUGCUACAAGAUAGUAGCCUAGCCAUCACCAAGGACUAGGGACUAGACCCCCACGACUCGCUCAGGCUGCCCAUUACGUUGUGCGCCAGCCCGAGUAACACACCGUUCGUGCUCACGGCCCCAGAGCGGCUGCUGUCGAGUGAACCAUGGCACAAGUCAUGGCGGCCCCUAGCGCCAUGAUGACGGUCCAGGUGCCAGAGGGUGCUCCGCCCGGGACAAUGGUCCAGCUCACGGCCCCCAAUGGGCAGCCGGUCCAGGUCCAGAUCCCGCCGGGCCUGGGCCCGGGCCAGCAGUUCACGAUCGCCGUGCCCGCCGCCGCUCCGCAGAUGAUGAUGCCGGCCGCGCCCGCCGGACCAGUGGUCCUCGUCGACCACUUGCUCGUCGCCAAUUGUGGCAAGUUCCCGGGACAGGCCUUCGCGGGCUACGCCGCGGACGACGUGAUGGGCGCCGGGGCGCGGCCGGCCUUCGCGUCGGAAGUGACGUUCGGCAUGAUCAUGGAUAACAUGGGCUGCUGCAAGAACCCCUAUCAAGGUUUAGAGGUGCCCGUGUACCUCUCGACGAUCGACGCUGGCAACGGUAAGAUCACGGACAGAAACUUCGAAGCGGCCCGACUUCAUUUCGACGUCGUCCCCGCGUGUCAGUGCCCCUGCGACAACACGCCUAUCUCGGGGCGGGUCGUCAAGGCCGGCGUCGCGUAUCCCCUCGUGUCCCACGGCGGCCCGAGCGCCUGCCCCCAGUGUAUUGCUGAUGCUGACAUGACAGUCAAUUCAACAACUCUGAAGGGCACGCUGUAUCCGUGUUGCGUGCAGCCCUGCUGUGACACGCCGUUCGUGCGGCCCGUCGAGGGCGAACCGGGUGCGGGGAUGUACCGGUGGAUACUCCAGCCGUGCGCGAGCGGGCCCGGGCGCGACCCAGUCCAGCCCUUCCGGCGAAUGCCGUGUUGCUUCUGCCCCGGGGGGAAGCCGAUCGGCCUCCAGACGUAUAGCAUGCAACUGCCCGCCAAGAACGACGUGCCCCCCGAGGUGUGGUUCGCGGCCGCCAUCUUCGAGAGCGUCGUGUACCCGUACCACCAGCAGGGAGACGGCGGCGGCGGCGACGGCGGCGGCGGCGGGGGCGGGGGCUCGGUCCGCGUGGAAGAGAUGGAGCGUUAAGGCCGUUGUUACGGUGCUAGUACAAAACCUUCGCGCCUGCUGAGAGAGAGAGCCACUUAUUGAACCCACCCCCAGGUAGUACGGACCCCGAACGCUUCGCCAC
Pelagomonas calceolata is the source of this 1260-nucleotide messenger RNA. NCBI's taxonomy places the organism in Eukaryota, Pelagophyceae, Pelagomonadales, Pelagomonadaceae. The record is from the annotation of a GenBank genome assembly.